Messenger RNA from Trifolium pratense (red clover), 1131 nucleotides. Its product is annotated as thioredoxin domain-containing protein 9 homolog. The record is from RefSeq and is a predicted model, not a curated record. Gene Ontology annotation, biological process: microtubule cytoskeleton organization. Bases 121 to 762 code for a protein of 213 amino acids. The transcript has 3 exons. Gene Ontology annotation, cellular component: cytoplasm. Lineage: Eukaryota; Viridiplantae; Streptophyta; Magnoliopsida; Fabales; Fabaceae.
GAAAUCUACCCAACUCCCAAAACCCACGUCACGUCAACUUUAAGACGACGUCGUAUUAACCUUAAUUUGAAGUUCCGAGCGAGGGAAGGAGUGAGAGAGAUCUGGAACUGGAAGUGUAAGAUGGAAAGAGGAAAGAUCGAAGAAGUGAUCGAGAAGCAAGUACUGACGGUUGCACAAGCCGUUGAGGACAAGAUCGAUGAAGAGAUCGCCGCACUCGAACGCCUCGACGAUGAUGAUCUUGAAGCUCUCAGGGAACGCAGGUUACAACAAAUGAAGAAAAUGGCUGAGAAGCGUAGCCGUUGGAUCUCCCUCGGACACGGUGAAUAUACCGAGAUUCCCUCCGAGAAAGAUUUCUUCUCCGUCGUCAAGGCCAGUGAACGUGUCGUCUGUCAUUUCUUCCGCGAAAAUUGGCCCUGCAAGGUUGUGGACAAGCAUUUAAGUUCGUUGGCGAAGCAGCAUAUUGAGACUCGCUUUGUGAAAAUUAAUGCUGAAAAAAGUCCAUUUUUAGCUGAGAGGCUCAAGAUCAUUGUUCUUCCUACCAUUGCCCUCAUAAAGAAUACAAAAGUGGAUGAUUAUGUGGUGGGUUUUGAUGAACUUGGUGGCACUGAUGACUUUAGCACCGAGGUUUUGGAAGAAAGAUUGGCUAAAGCUCAAGUAAUCUUUUUGGAGGGUGAAUCAUCAAUACACCGUGCAAGGUCCAAUGCACAAACCAAAAGAAGUGUUCGGCAGAGCACAAAGGCAGACUCCUCAGAUUCAGAGUAACUUGUAUUUCCUGAUGAGUUUUAUUUAUGUUGCCCUCCUAGAAAAACGAGAGCUCAGAUCACCAUCGAUAGCGCUUCUUUUUUAGGAGAUUCCGUCUUUGAUCCAUGCUUGUGUUGGCCGCGUGUGUGUCUUUCUAAAUUUAGUUUCAUUGGCUACUUCUGUGUCUCGUAAGUUUGUAUUUGUUAUUUAUAGAUCUAGUGCUUCUAUUAGAGUCUGGUACUGUUGUUCGGAUCAUCCUUUUUCUGAAAUGCUGUUUUUUACAUUAUUCCCCAAUGGUUGUAUCAAUGAUACUAAUCAUUAUAAGUAAUACCUAGAGUUUUGAGAUGGACACAUAGCCUUUAAUGUGUCUGUCCUUUGCGAAUGUGCUAA